AUGGUGCAAAAAGAGGUAGUGCGUGAAAUGCAUGGCCUCAUGAAAUGGGAUUAUGCAAAUUGUGGAAAUGAAAUGCAAUGUUUGAAAUGGGAUUAUGCAAAUUGUGGAAAUGAAAUGCAAUGUUUGAUCGUGGAUUAUGCAAAUUGUGGAAAUGAAAUGCAAUGUUUGAUCGUGGCAAUCGUGACUAUUGUACGCGGAUUAAGGAGAAAAAUGGUGCAAAAAGAGGUAGUGCGUGAAAUGCAUGGCCUCAUGAAAUGGGAUUAUGCAAAUUGUGGAAAUGAAAUGCAAUGUUUGAAAUGGGAUUAUGCAAAUUGUGGAAAUGAAAUGCAAUGUUUGAUCGUGGAUUAUGCAAAUUGUGGAAAUGAAAUGCAAUGUUUGAUCGUGACAAUCGUGACCAUUCCGCUUCAUCACAUCAUGGACUACGCCGGCGACGACAAGUCAUCCAACAGCAGCGCGCCUUCUCGGACGUUCGACGCUAAGGCAAUAGCAGCCAUCCCGGCGGACGUGAAGGAGUACCCAGACUCGUACGUGUUGAUCAUAGACAUGCCGGGGGUGAAGUCCGGCGACAUCAAGGUGCAGAUGGACGAGAAGAACGUGUUGAGUAUUAGCGGGGAGCGGAAGCGUGAGAUGAAGGAGAAGGAGGGAACAAAGUAUGUGAGGAUGGAGAGGAGGAUGGGGAAGUUAAUGAGGAAGUUUGUGCUGCCGGAAAAUUCGAAUAAGGAGAAGAUCACGGCGGUUUGCCAGGAUGGGGUGAUGACCGUCACGGUGGAGAAGCUGUGGAAGCCAAGGACCAUUGAGGUCAAAAUUGCUUGA
Ipomoea triloba (trilobed morning glory) is the source of this 813-nucleotide messenger RNA. RefSeq lists its product as uncharacterized. The transcript has 2 exons. Bases 1 to 813 code for a protein of 270 amino acids. NCBI's taxonomy places the organism in Eukaryota, Viridiplantae, Streptophyta, Magnoliopsida, Solanales, Convolvulaceae. Gene Ontology annotation, biological process: protein folding; protein complex oligomerization; response to heat. The record is from RefSeq and is a predicted model, not a curated record.